Molecule: messenger RNA, 2207 nt
Organism: Orycteropus afer afer
Lineage: Eukaryota; Metazoa; Chordata; Mammalia; Tubulidentata; Orycteropodidae
Gene: SCP2
Product: sterol carrier protein 2
Molecular function (GO): acyltransferase activity, transferring groups other than amino-acyl groups
Source: RefSeq, a predicted model, not a curated record
GAAAUCAUGGCUUCUGCCCUCUUGAAGUGUAACGACUCUCGCCGAGUAUUCGUGGUGGGGGUUGGCAUGACCAAGUUUAUGAAGCCUGGAGAAAAGAAUUCAAGAGACUAUCCUGAAUUGGUCAAAGAAGCAGGCCAGAAUGCUUUAGCUGAUGCACAGAUUCCUUAUUCAGCAGUGGAACAGGCAUGUGUUGGAUAUGUUUAUGGUGAUUCUACUUGUGGGCAGAGGGCUAUCUAUCACAAUUUGGGAAUGACUGGAAUUCCUAUAGUCAACGUUAACAAUAACUGUUCUACUGGUUCUACUGCUUUGUUUGUGGCCCGGCAGCUGAUUCAGGGAGGUUUGGCAAAUUGUAUUUUGGCUCUUGGGUUUGAGAAGAUGACCAAAGGAUCCAUUGAAAUGAAAUUUCUAGAUAGGACCAAUCCAAUGGAUCAACAUUUUCAGCUCAUGAUCAAUAAAUAUGGAUUGUCUGCACACCCGUUUGCUCCUCAGCUGUUUGGACUUGCUGGAAGAGAACACAUGGAACAGUAUGGGACUAAAAUUGAACAGUUUGCAAAAAUUGGGUGGAAAAAUCAUAAACAUUCAGUUAAUAACCCAUAUUCCCAGUUCCAGAAAGAAUACAGCUUAGAUGAAGUGAUGAAAUCUCAAAGAGUUUUUGGUAUUUUGACUAUGUUACAAUGUUGUCCCACUUCAGAUGGUGCUGCAGCGGCAGUUUUGGCUAGUGAAGCAUUUGUGAAGAAUUAUGGCCUGGAAUCCAAAGCUGUGGAAAUUUUGGCACAAGAGAUGAUAACCGAUUUCCCAAGCACAUUUGAAGAAAACAGCAUGAUUAAAGUGGUUGGUUUUGAUAUGAGUAAAGAAGCUGCCAGAAGGUGUUACGAGAAAUGUGGCCUGAAACCAAGUGAUAUUGAUGUAAUAGAACUGCAUGAUUGCUUUUCUGUCAAUGAACUUCUUACUUAUGAAGCAUUGGGACUUUGUCCAGAAGGACAAGGUGGAAAACUGGUUGAUAGAGGAGAUAAUACUUAUGGAGGAAAGUGGGUCAUAAAUCCAAGUGGUGGAUUGAUUUCAAAAGGACACCCACUGGGAGCUACAGGUCUGGCUCAGUGUGCUGAACUCUGCUGGCAGCUGAGAGGGGAAGCCGGAAAAAGGCAAGUUCCUGGUGCAAAGAUUGCUCUGCAGCAUAAUUUAGGCCUUGGAGGAGCUGCAGUUGUAACACUGUACAAGAUGGGUUUUCCUGAAGCUGCCAGUUCUUUUAGAACCUAUGAAAUUGAAGCUGCUCCAACCAGUUCUGCAUCUGAUGGAUUUAAGUCAAAUCUUGUUUUUAAAGAGAUUGAGAAGAAACUUGAAGAGGAAGGGGAACAGUUUGUAAAGAAAAUUGGUGGCAUUUUUGCCUUCAAGGUGAAGGAUGGCCCUGGAGGUAAAGAAGCUACCUGGGUGGUGGAUGUGAAGAACGGCAAAGGAUCAGUACAUCCUAACUCAGAUAAGAAGGCUGACUGCACAAUUACAAUGGCUGACUCAGACUUAAUAGAUUUAAUGACUGGCAAAAUGAAUCCUCAGUCGGCCUUCUUUCAAGGCAAAUUGAAAAUCACUGGCAACAUGGGUAUGGCUUUGAAGUUACAAAAUCUUCAGCUUCAGCCUGGCAAAGCAAAGCUGUGAAGAAUUCCCUUUGGCCAUUUUUGAAAAUCAAGAUGAGACACAUAGAAAUAUAUCCAUAUGUUUCAUUGUCAGAAAUUAGACUGAAACUCAGCAUUGGCAAAUAGCAUGGGGUAGAUUUGUUUUGAAAUGGGUGUGACCAAUCCUGUUUUCCCUAAGCUGUGGGUGAAUGAAGCCUGGUGGUGCCCUACUGCUUUGCUGAAUUGUAUACAACUGUGCAUCGCAAAGUUAAUAUGGUAGUUAUGGUUUGAGGUAACAUGGAGUUUCAGAAUAAAAUUAGGAAUAGUAAAAUCCAAAAACUAUGUAAACAAAACUCUCACUUUGCUUACAAAGUAUAUUUAAGGAUUAUUCUGCUGAAGAUUCAGUUUAAGAGGUUUUUUUGGGGGAGAACUAGGGAAAAAACAGCCUACCUGUAAUUAGUGUUGUGCACUUAAUAACCUUAAUCUAUUUUCCAUUAAUAGUUUUUAAAAUUCUGUACUGGGAAUUAAAAUUAAAAGAAAAAAAACACUUUUUAAUUUUGCAUUGAUGCACUCAAAGUGGUAUUUUCUUCCCAAAUCAAA